Melopsittacus undulatus (budgerigar) is the source of this 1218-nucleotide messenger RNA. RefSeq names its product glycine cleavage system protein H (gene GCSH). The transcript is spliced from 5 exons. The coding region runs from base 1 to 501 and encodes 166 amino acids. Lineage: Eukaryota; Metazoa; Chordata; Aves; Psittaciformes; Psittaculidae. Gene Ontology annotation, cellular component: glycine cleavage complex; cytoplasm; mitochondrion. Gene Ontology annotation, biological process: glycine decarboxylation via glycine cleavage system; protein lipoylation. The record is from RefSeq and is a predicted model, not a curated record.
AUGGCGUUGCGAGCGCUCCGGCGAGUCGGGCCGGGCCUGGCGCCGCGCUGCCCGCGCCUGCCGCCGCCGCUGCCGCCGCGGGUGCUCGCGGCGAGGAGGCUGGGCACCAGCUCGCUGGUGCUGUCGGCCCGCAAAUUCACAGACAAGCAUGAAUGGAUAUCUGUUGAAAAUGGCAUUGGAACAGUAGGAAUCAGCAAUUUUGCACAGGAGGCAUUAGGGGAUGUUGUUUACUGUAGUCUUCCUGAAAUUGGGACAAAAUUGAAUAAACAUGAUGAGUUUGGAGCUUUGGAAAGUGUGAAAGCUGCUAGUGAACUCUACUCUCCUCUCUCAGGAGAAGUGACUGCAAUUAAUGAUGCCCUUGCAGAUAAUCCAGGGCUCGUCAAUAAAUCCUGUUAUCAAGAUGGUUGGCUUAUCAAGAUGACUGUGGAAAACCCUGCUGAACUUGAUGAACUGAUGAAUGAAGACGCCUAUGAGAAGUACAUAAAAUCCAUUGAAGACUGAGCUGGAAUAAUGAAAUAAAUCCAUAUAAAAUAUUUCAAUGUAGUUUGUCAUCAAUCAGUGAAGUACAGAAUAUCCAGUUUUGGCAACCUGAAAAAUCUCACUUAACGAUCCCACACGUAUACAGUGCCAUAAAUAAUUACAGUGAUAAAAAUGUUUAACAUCUGUAUAGCUGCAAGGGUGUUUUAUUCUGUCUGAUUUACGUAACUUCAGGAUGUUCUCUAUAAUAUAUUGGAAAACAACAGUUAUUUGCUAAAAUAUAUACUUUCCAAGAAUGAUUUGACAAUCAAGUUUAUUAAUAACAGCCUUAAUAUGGUAACAAGUGGACACAUGACUGUUCUCAUAACCUGGACUAGAGCUUUCAUUGAAAUGCUUUUCUAAUGCUCCCAAGAUACUGAAAAGGGGUAUCUGCCUAGCUUCCUAAUAUUUUUCCUAAUUAUAGUUGCAGAGAUAAUACCAAAAAAGAAGUCAUAUCAGCUACCUCUUUGCAUGGCUAUUACUUCUUUAUAGAAUUUAUUAAUCCUUUGUUUUCCUUUUUCACUGUACUAUGUAGUCAAAUAGUUCUGCCUUAGAGACAGAAGGUAUGGUCCUUGUCUUCUGAUUUAUAUGCUUCCUUAGUACACAAAACUCAUGUGAUGAUAGUUUAUCAGUGUUCUAAAAUGUUCAGGCUGUAUCUUUUUUUGUCUAGUGAAUAGUAAACGCUACCUAUGUCACAAGUAA